GCCAAACCCCAACACCAAAACAAAAAUAGUCACUUAAUUAGCUUGUUGAUUUUCGAAAGACUCAAAAUGAUAAGGAAGCCAGCGACCCUCUUCUCUGCCUCUGUUGCGCUUUUCAGUUCUCUGUGUCGCCCAGGACUUCGAUUUCUUCUACUUUGUCCAACAGGUAUGUGCGUGCCAGCCGAACUAUUUCUUCUAGUUCCAUCCAUAACGUACGUGGUCUCUUCUCUUCUCUUCUCUUCUCUUCUUUGUGUGUGCAGUGGCCGGGAGCCUAUUGUGACUCGAGGCAGAGAUGCUGCUACCCAAAGACAGGCAAACCCACAGCCGAUUUCGGGAUCCAUGGUCUCUGGCCUAACUACAAGAACGGCGCCUACCCUUCCAACUGCGACCGUGACAGCGUCUUCCACGAAUCACAGGUUGGUUGGGAUUAAUUACCACUUUGUCAGGAUUUGGGAAACCUUGCGGGGAAUGUUUCAGGAUUUUCCCGUCAGGUUAUUCCACCACGAUUCGCCUUAAUCUUAUAACGUUGUUUUUUUUUUGUCCUUUGUCCGAAAUUUCACAGAUAGAAGAUGUGCUACCGCAGCUGCAAAAAUUCUGGCCGACCCUAGCCUGCCCGAGUGGCGAUGGUGUGAAGUUCUGGACCCACGAAUGGGAAAAGCAUGGAACCUGCUCUGAGUCCGAAAUGGACCAGCACGAUUACUUUGUGGCGGCUCUUAAGCUCAAGGACAAAGCCAACCUCCUCCAGAUUCUCAAGUCUGCCGGAAUUAGGCCGGACGAUGGGCUCUACGAGCUUGACAGCAUUGUGGAAGCCAUAAAAGAAAGGACAGGUUUUACUCCAGGGAUAGAGUGCAAUGUGGAUUCUUCCAGGAACAGUCAGCUGUACCAGGUUUUUAUGUGUGUGGACACAUCUGGAUCAGACUUCAUUGAGUGCCCCAUCCUGCCAAAGGGGAGAUGUGCUUCCUCCAUCCAGUUCCCCAAGUUUUAGGAGGAAAAAGAUUCUGGAUUCUUUCAUCACAUUAUUGUUCUCUGUUUUUUCCCCCCUCCUUAUAAUAAUAAGAUUCUGCUGACUUUUUCUUCCAGCAUUUUAUCCCUCUUGUAAUAGCUGAGCAUCAAGUUACAUGUCACAUUUCCUUAUUGUUUGAGCAGUUUAUCUUAUGAGUGCCCUCUUCAACAAAAUUUGACUAAUUGCAAUUACUAGAUAAUAAUUGGUCCGCGCUUUGAAUUUAACGAAUGAGUCAAUUAGUUAAGUGAAUUCAAUAAGCACAUUAUAACUAUUUUUAGUACAAACCUAUUCGAUUGAUAAUAUAAGGGCUAAUACUUA
Linum trigynum is the source of this 1318-nucleotide messenger RNA. Lineage: Eukaryota; Viridiplantae; Streptophyta; Magnoliopsida; Malpighiales; Linaceae. The record is from the annotation of a GenBank genome assembly.